Messenger RNA from Ictidomys tridecemlineatus (thirteen-lined ground squirrel), 4006 nucleotides. Lineage: Eukaryota; Metazoa; Chordata; Mammalia; Rodentia; Sciuridae. The record is from RefSeq and is a predicted model, not a curated record.
GCUGGCCCACCCGCCUGAUGCCAGCUGGUUCUCAGGAGGGCUGUCUGCAGGCUCAGGGCGCCCUCAUGCAGGCCCUGGAAGAAAGCCAAGGCUUGCCUGUCAGACGUUUUGUUCCAGUUGGUCAGCGGGGACCAGCUAUCCAGUAUGUGAGAGAGGGUGGGAAUUUGGAGGGUCUGGGUCUGAUCUCCUGGGCCCACAAGGCACGACCCUUCACGGCUCAUGUGCUUCCAGAACCCAUCUCCAAAACACAGGGUGGGAUUCCUUUCCCCUCUGCUGUCUCCGGGAGCACACACUCACCCCGGCUCAAGGUCACUGCCAGCUGUGGCUAGCAGCACCUGUCACAGCUCAGCACCAGUGCUUCCUGGUCCAGCUCAGCUUCCAUUCCUUGUAAAAUAGCAGCUUCUUUUGUCUUUCCCUUGUCUUAAUGAAGGUGGGAAGUUUUUUUGAUCUGUUUUUUGCCUGUUGCUGUUAGAUGGUAUUCCAGGGUUUUGCCUGAGUGUGCUUUGGGGGAAAAAUGUCUCAAAAUAUGGAAACAUUCAUUACCUUUCCAUUAAAAUUGUAGGAAGACACAGACCACCCCACAACUCAGGAGAGGAAGGUGAAGACUUGGGUGGAAAGGAAUGUAAAAAUCGUAGUGACCCUGUCAUGCAGGACCCUGUCCCACUUCUCCUUAGUGUCUGGGCAUCAGGUAUAAUGCCCCUUCUGCAAAACACAACCCAGAAAACUGAGAAGUGUCGGUUUGAUUCACAGUUUAAAUUUACAGUUUAUCAUGAGGGACCCAGUGGCCUUUGAGGACGUGGCUGUGGACUUCUCCCCCGAGGAGUGGGCCCUGCUGGACGAUACUCAGAGGGACCUCUACAGGGAUGUGAUGCUGGAGACCUGCAGGAACCUGGCCUCCGCAGGUUGUUGCUUUCACACUAAAGCCAGCGGGUCCCGUUUUCAGCAGUACAUUUUGAGAAAUGGAAUAUCCAGCGACGAUUUUACAAGAAGGGAUUUCUGGUCUGCUUUUGGAGAAAGCUGGAGGCUGGAUGACCCUGGCGAUGACCAGGUGCAGGACCGGCGUGGGAGAGGCGGCAUGGUGGACGGCCUCUCCAGGCAGACGGAGGGUCCGCAUGGGGACGCCGAGGGCCAUGCUGUGCGCAGGCGUGUCCCCAGUGGAGGUCAGCCCCGGGAACGUACCACGCGUGCAAGGGCCUCCAGGAACCAGCAAGCACCGCCCACUGGACACAAGCCUCAUCCUCGUGAGGAACGUGAGCAAGCGGCGGGUCCCCCUGCGAAAACUGACACUGCAGAGAGACCCCAGGAACGAGGGGACACCGGGGGAGCGCCGAGUGAACACGUGGGAAGACCUAGUAACAAAAAGUCUCUGAAACGUAAGAAACGCGGGAAAGUGCUCUCCUGCCCCUCAUCCUCACAGGCGCCCGCGCGCGGCCACCGCGGGGAGAAGAGGCACGCGUGCGCCGUGUGCGGGAAGGCCUUUCAGUACCGCUCCUACCUGGCGCGGCACGCCAGGACGCACACCGGGGAGAAGCCCUACGCGUGCGCCCAGUGCGGGAAGGCCUUCAGCUGCGCCUCCUACUUCCGCGACCACGUGCGCACGCACAGUGGGGAGAAGCCCUACGGCUGCGCGCACUGUGGGAAGGCCUUCAGCUGCUACUCCUCCUUUCGGGAUCACACGCGCACGCACACUGGAGAGAAGCCCUACGAGUGCACCCGCUGUGGAAAGGCGUUCGCGUGCUACUCGUCCCUUCGGGAACACGGGAGGUCUCACAGCGGGGCGAAGCCCUACGACUGUAAAGAGUGCGGGAAAGCCUUCAGGUACCCCGCGUCGCUGAGAGCGCACCUGAGGACGCACGCGGCCGAGAAGCCGCACGCGUGCGAGCAGUGUGGGAAGGCCUUCAGCUGCGCCACCUACUUCCGGAGACACGCCCGGACCCACAGUGGCGUGCGGCCCUACCAGUGUGCGCAGUGUGGCAGGGCCUACCGCUUCUCCUCCUCCCUGCGCAUCCACGCCAGGACGCACACCGGGGAGAGGCCCUUCGGCUGUCAGCAGUGUGGCAAAGCCUUCGGCUGCGCCUCCUCCCUCCGAGAGCACGUGAGAACCCACAGUGGCGAGAAGCCUCACCGCUGCCGGCAGUGCGGGAAGGCCUUCAGCCACCCGCAGUAUUUCCAAAAGCACCUGCGGUCACACGGCGCAGGGAAGCCCUACGAGUGCUCCCAGUGUGGGAAAGCCUACCGCUGCGCCUCAUCUCUGCGCGUGCACAUGAGGUCGCACACCGGGGAGAGACCCUACGAGUGCAAGCAGUGUGGGAAAGCCUUCAGGUACCUGGCGUCCCUGCAGGCCCACGGGAGGUCACACGCUGCAGAGGAGCUGAGAACACAGCGGUGUGGGACAGGCGUGGGACCUGGCGCGCUCGCCCUAAAGCCCUUGGGAUAGGAAGACCACACCAGGGAAGACCCCAUGAUGUUCAGAAGGGGAAACCUGGGAGGGAGUCUCCACUGUUGUCAACCUUCGCCUUUCAAGUGCCUCACCUUAGCAGGGACCCCUGGUGUUCAGUCUCUUCUUGGUGCUGUUGACAUGAGCAAUGAACGUCCUGUUGGGCACCAUCACUGGUACUAAGUGUAUUUUGUUAUACAAGGCUUCAAAUAAUCGGGCGUCCACGUAGCCUUGUCUAGUGCACAUUCUGAUCUUGGACCUAUGGGUGCUACCGUGUGCAGUUUGAGGUGAUUUUACAUUAGCAGUUUUCUCUGUAUAUGACUUGAUGGAAACUUACUGAUUUAUUCCUAUGCAGUGCUGAGACUUGAACCCCGUGCCUCACAGCCCUACACGAGAAGCUUUUGAUUCCUACGUCUGUUUCCAGCUUGAGGUCAGAAUGUGAACUUGCUUUUCUAGGCCACAGGUGCAGGUACUGGACACACACACUGUCCACCUUUCUCUUCAUUCUUCACUAUGGAAAGAGGCGUCUUCCUUUGCUGCUAGUGGACUCAUGUAAUGCACAGGAAUUAGUGAUUCUGGAAGGUUCUUCAAAGAGCCUCUUCCCAGCUGAUUUGUGAUCGUAUUUUGAUCUUGACUGGAUAUUGGACACACUGCAUUGCGUUGAGAGACCCUCUGGCAUAAAGGUGAAGUUCGUGUGUCAGUGGUCCCACUGAAUUGCCAUCCGCAUGAGUAAGGCUGGAAAGUGAAUGUCUGGGUUCACGGGGGACAGCGUGUGAGCUUUGGGAUGUGGAAGUGGAUAACCAGUAUUCUCAGUAGCUUUUUUUUUUUUUUAAUAUUUAGUUUUAGGUGGGCACAAUAUUUUACCUUUACGUGGUGCCGAGGAUCGAUCCCAGUGCCUCACGUAUGUAGGCGAGCGCGCCUCCGCUGAGCCCCAGCCCCGGCCCUUUCAGUAGUUUUAUUGGGAGACAGGGUCUAUAAAUUGCCACCCAUUUACCACGGUGACCUGUGGUCCUAGGUCAAGCGCAUUGUUCUGAUUAUCUCUGCCCAUCUAGAAUGGCCCCACAGAAGCCCGGCACCCUCUGGGCACGCGCUGCAGACUGUCCACACACCUCCCGUCAUGGGCGCUCCUGGGCUCCGCGCUCCCAGGUUCCUGCUUGGGCUGCAGCUCUGUGGUUCCCUGACCCCUCCCUGAGGGCCCGUGUCCCUAUAGGGCUGCUGAGGCAGCUUGUCUAGCGGAUCUGUCACUUCAUUCCUGUUGAGAGCCGCAGCCAGUCGGAAUGGCCCCUGGCAUUUUGCCAGAAGUAAUGCUCGGGAGGGGAGCCACUAAGAUGAUGCUGGAUUGAUUCAACUGUACAUAGGCCCCUGCUGUCCACCUGGCGCCCGCUACUUUGGAGUUCUCGUGGGAUUUCGUGGGGAUUUAGCAUUGGUGGGUGAAGUUCCGGAGGAGGGAGUUCCGGUUGGUGUGGUGUGCCGGAGAGGAGCCACGUGGGUGGCGUUGGGGAGAGUCCCCGGGGAGUGCGUGGAGUGCUGGUGGAGUUCAGCAAUAAAGUUUCCUGUUUGGCCAUACAA